AUGGCGAUUAAAGUUUUCAAUCACGAGCAUGCGUUAUGGCUGGAUCAGAAAAAGAGAGAUGAUACUGCUGAGUGCGACGCAUGCUCAAGUAUCUGCAUUGGCCCUACGUACAGUUGCCGUGAAUGCAGUUUGUUCCAUCUGCACGAAUCGUGUUCAAAGCUACAGCAAGAGUUGCACACCCUCUUUCACCAAAAUCCUCUUAGACUUACCCUGCAGGUGGGCCACAAACAGCGAUGUCAUGCUUGUGCCGUUCAUCCCUCGCGCUGCUUCUUCCGUUGCGACGAGUGCAACUUCCCUUUCGAUGCUAAAUGUGCUUUUAUAAAGCCAGCAACAGAACAAAUGGAGGAGCAAUUUAGGACUCAUUUUGGCCACCAGCAUCCAUUGCUGCUUCUCGAGAACAUGCCUAAUGAUCGAGUUGUUAUUCGUGCUUUCUCUUACAUUUAUAAGUGCCUCAAGUGUGUAGAAACACCAAUUUCUCCCCCUAAAAGGCCUAAUAAGAGGAGUAUGGUAACUCCUUAUAAGCCCAGGAUGAGUUUGUCUCUAAGCCAUAUGGGACUACUCAAUACGCCCCCUCACGUGUGGGCCGGUAUUUCCGUUACCAUCAUCGUGGGUAGGUCGCAGGAGCCCAUCAUUGAUCAUAGAUCAUUCCAGUUACACAGGGAAUGCAAUGUUGUGCUAAAGCCUGCCAUGGAAUACGAGGGCCACACCCACCCUCUACAAUUCAGGAUGAAUAUAGGUGAUACUGAUCUUAAGUACUGCAGUGCUUGCAACUCCAUUUGCAAAUCGCACGUCUUCAGCCGUUUCGAUUGUCGUGAUUUUAAUCUUCAUCUUACGUGUGAUCCAUUACCAUAUAGCAUUAAACAUAAUUGUCAUAUAGAUUCUCUCAUUCUCACCAACGCUCUUGCUAAACAUGAAGAUGAGACGGACGAUGAAUUCUCUUGUGAUGCUUGUCAGGAAACAAGAGAUCCACGAUUGCCCACUUACCAGUGCGAAGAUUGUUAUUUUGUUGCUGAAGUAAAAUGUGUCAUGUCUAAGGUAAUAUCAACGUUAGAGGAAAAGUAUGGACCUACGGAACUGAGGAGUCCUCUUGGACAGUUAGGUCGGUUGAUUACCAAAGAUAUUGCAAAACAUAUGGUGCCAAAAAAGGAAGACCAACUCGAGGCGGCUGCUUUAACUUUGGGUGAAAUUCUAAAUUCACUAAGUGAAGAUGAAGAAAAUGAGCUUUGCAAUGGUUUAAUCAGCAUCUUUUUUAUUCGAAAAGAAGGGAGCAAAGCUAUUGAUCAGGAGAAAGUUUUACAAUUUUCUGACGAGGCUUACUCACAAUUCAUGAAAUUUCUUGAUCAUGGCAUGAAGUUUCUUGAAGAAUGUCAAAGUGGAUUGCGAAGUUUCGAUAGUUUGGACACAUACAAAAUUUUGGGCCAGAACUUCAACAAACCCACCUUCGCCAUUCAGGAUAUUAGCUUCUAG
This is a messenger RNA of Carya illinoinensis, 1467 nucleotides long. RefSeq lists its product as uncharacterized. The transcript has 4 exons. The coding region runs from base 1 to 1467 and encodes 488 amino acids. The record is from RefSeq and is a predicted model, not a curated record. NCBI's taxonomy places the organism in Eukaryota, Viridiplantae, Streptophyta, Magnoliopsida, Fagales, Juglandaceae.